Molecule: messenger RNA, 3975 nt
Organism: Carassius gibelio (silver crucian carp)
Lineage: Eukaryota; Metazoa; Chordata; Actinopteri; Cypriniformes; Cyprinidae
Product: protein O-linked-mannose beta-1,4-N-acetylglucosaminyltransferase 2
Exons: 2
Coding region: 325-2073 (582 amino acids)
Biological process (GO): protein O-linked glycosylation via mannose
Cellular component (GO): endoplasmic reticulum
Molecular function (GO): protein O-acetylglucosaminyltransferase activity; protein binding
Source: RefSeq, a predicted model, not a curated record
UCGGUCAUAUCUGUGGGUGGACACUUCUCCAGCAGCUGGUUUAAUGUUCGCAGAAUACGCGCGACAGAGUCAAAUUAGCGCUACGCAGCGAUAAAAUUAAGCCAACACGCGAACUGUUAAUAACAACCGUGAAUGAACAUAUCGUGUAUUUAGCUUAAUAGCCUCGGAAAUGAUGCGUUUGUACGACGUAAAGUUGUAAAUGAUUGGCACUGGUUUGCUGCAGCUGCUGUUGAAUCCGUGUAUCCGCAGUGAAUUAACAACACUUCGUGCUGGCUCACCGUUCCCACAGGUGGAGCAUGAGUGUGUGGUUGGAGUCCUGCUGCAAUGCGCGCUAUUGGGUGUAGGAUGAACCUGCCGGCAGUGCUGAAUGGCCUGCUGGUGUCAGUGGUGGCAGCCUUACUUUGGAAAUAUGUUCGGCUGAUUGAACACACAUCACAGUUGGAAGAGGAGCUACAGCUUACACGCCAAUCACAGGAGUUCUCACAGGUGCGUAUCGACUACCAUGGUGCCCUGUUAGCACUUCAAGAACAUGGCACCAGAAUGGUCUGCACUGGCAAGAUGCACACCGAUCGCAUCUGCCGCUUUGACUACCUUUGCUACUGCACGGAGGCUGAGGAGUUUGUAUUCUUCCACAGUAAUGCCUCUGUGAUGCUGCCCAACCUUGGCCCUCGGCGCUUCCAGCCCGCCCUGCUGGACCUCUCGUCUGUAGAAGACCACAACACUCAGUACUUUAACUUUCUCGAGCUCCCGGCAGCGGCUCUGAAGUUUAUGCCGAAACCUGUGUUUGUGCCAGAUGUAACUCUAAUUCUGAACCGUUUUAACCCAGACAACCUCAUGCACAUUUUUCAUGAUGAUCUUUUGCCCAUAUACUACACCAUGCAGCAGUAUUCAGACUUGGAUGAUGAGGCCAGGCUCGUAUUCAUGGAGGGGUGGGGUGAAGGGGCUCACUUCGAUCUCUACCGCUUGCUAAGCAGUAAGCAACCCCUUCUCAAGGAGCAGUUGAAGACCUUUGGCAAACUCAUGUGUUUCACCAAGUCUUAUGUUGGAUUGUCAAAGAUGACAACAUGGUACCAAUAUGGCUUUGUGCAACCGCAAGGACCCAAAGCCAACAUUCUGAUUUCAGGUAACGAGAUCCGCCAGUUUGCAUCAUUUUUGACUGAGAGGCUUAACAUCACGCGAGAGGAGGGCGAUGACUACAUUGUUGUUUUUAAGCGUACCACUAACAGGCUCAUUCUUAAUGAGCCGGAACUACUACUGGCUUUAGCCCAAGAGUUUCAGAUGAGGACUGUCACUGUGUCUUUGGAGGAGCAGUCAUUUGAAAGCAUUAUCCAAAUUAUUAGUGGGGCGACUAUGUUGGUCAGCAUGCACGGAGCCCAGAUGAUUACCUCCAUGUUCUUGCCCCGUGGUGCCGCUGUGGUUGAACUCUUCCCGUAUGCUAUAAACCCAGAGCAGUACACUCCCUACAAAACCUUGGCCUCAUUGCCUGGCAUGGACCUUCAGUAUGUUGCAUGGAGAAACACCAUGGAAGAGAACACUGUUACAUAUCCCGAUCGCCCCUGGGAUCAGGGUGGCAUCGUCCACCUUGAGAAGGAGGAACAAGAACGUAUCCUUGCCAGCAAGGAUGUGCCAAGGCAUCUUUGUUGUCGUAAUCCAGAGUGGCUUUUCCGCAUUUACCAGGACACUACUGUGGACAUUGCUUCUUUUCUGGACCUACUUAGAGAAAAUCUAAAAAAGCCUAAUCCGAAAAAGGCCAAGGUGGCUAGCACUGUACAUCCUGGUCGAGUCAGAGAGCCCAAGUGCCAGACGUCAGUACAGGCCAGCAAUGAAGCAAAGCUCUCAGUGUCAUGGCAGAUCCCUUGGAACCUGAAGUACCUGAAGGUUAAAGAGGUGAAAUAUGAGGUGUGGAUCCAGGAGCAGGGAGAGAACACGUAUAUGCCUUACAUUCUGCCCCAUCAGAACUACACCUUCUCGGAAAACAUCAAACCCUUUACCACAUAUUUAGUAUGGGUGCGCUGCAUCUUCAACAAGAACCUCUUGGGCCCAUUUGCAGAUGUUCUUAUAUGUAAAACUUGAUUCUUUAAUCAGGUUAGAAGUAAACACUAUCAGCUAGCAAAGAAUUAAUUUGAAGAUUAAUUCUCAGGAAAUAUCCUGAAAAUUAUAAGGUGUGACAUGGCUGAAUUAUUUUUGGACUUGGUUGUCACUCAUGUGACUUGAUUGUCCUUCAUGGUCCUUAUGCAGUGUCAUGAACUCACAGAGAACAAACGGCCUGACUGCAAGGAAGGUUAGAAGAGAAUGCAGAUUGCAGAACUGCCAGUUCUUUUAGUUCCUACCAUCGUCCAAGCAAAGUUCUCAAUGGCUUUAUAUAUAAAUGCAACGCAUAAUUUUAAUUUGUAUUUAUGAGUCCAAGACACUGGUUUUGUCUGACACCUGCUUUGGUUAACUAAAAUAAUGCACACAUUUAUGUGGCUUAAGAAACCUGAAAUGAAUUUUAUGUGACCUUGUGAGUGUGCCCUUUUUAUUUUUUAUUUAUUUACUUUAGUUAUGAAGAAGCUGCUGCUUCUUGUUUUUCAUAAAAAUGCAGGGGCGUUACAAAUUAGUAUGAAGUACUGUAUCUGCGAGAGGGUAGAAGAAAAGUCGAAAGUUAACUUUAAGAUGAACAUUAUACUAUUUAAAAAAUAGGCUGCUUUUGUGUGGGUUGACUCUAGUUUGCUGCUGCAGUCUUGAUGUUCUUCUUUUUUAACCAGCCUCAAAACCACUGAUUAUUAUCUACCUGUUCAAUGGAAAAUGUUUGAAUUUGUUUACCAUUAAGAUGUAUAAAAUCGCAUCACAGACAGAAGACUUACAUAUUCAAGUCAGUAGUAUUUUUGAGGACUGGGGUGAAAUAGUUUUAAGAUAGUGGCCUGAAAUUUGAAAGCCAUUUUUUUUUUUUUUUUUGAUGGCAUGUCAGUAAUCACUUCUAUGUUAAGUAGGUCUAAGUUGGAACCACUGUGUUAAGCAAUGAAGUGUGUUUGGUGAUAACAGCUUAGCGGGCUAGUAGCACAAAGAAAUUUUGGUCCAAAAUGUCCAGUUCAUGAACUGUAGGGUUUUUGAUACAUGUCCAGUAGAGGAGUAACAGUACAAAGCUAAGGCUUACAGAAUGCAAUAUUAAAGAUUUGAAGAUAAAUAUUUGUGUAAAAAAAAAUCUGUUUAGAUGUGCUUCCUAUACUGCCAUUCAACAUAUUAACUUAAAACAGUAUCUAUAUCUGCUUUAGAGAGGGACAGUGCCAGUGUUUGAAGAUGCUUUUGUUCAUAUCUUUUAUAUCUCAUCUGCAUUUCUGAAAAGACAAGCUGUGUUGUAGUGGCUUAUGGUUUAUUAAGAAGAUAGAAACAUGUAUUUUAUCUUAGACAGUUAUUUUUUGAAGAAGACUCUGGAAUGCUAUACAUACUGUAGCCCAGAUUUGCACUGUUGAAAUUUUCUUUCACUACUAUUAUCAUUAGAAAUUAAACAACGAACCACAAGGUUUGUUUGUGUUUUGCUCUGAAUGGCCUGUCAGGUCAUCUGUAUUGUUUUUUUUUGUUUUUUUUUAAACAGGUUAAACCAAGAACAUUUCUAAUUGAAAUUCACAAAUGGCAAACCUCAGCCAUGGAGUUUAUUAGCAUAACUGUGUUUCAAUGGUAAUUUUAUUCAAGUAUGAGGAUAAUAAUUGAAUUCUGUUUGUAAUACAAAAUAGCAGAAAUGUCCUGUGCAUAUAAUAAAAGAGAAAGGCUUGCAUGUUGAUGAGUUGAGAAGCAGAUGUUUAUGGUUGAAAACUUUGCUUGUUUCUCAUUAUCUCAUUUUAAUAAUUAAGUUUUCAAUGUAGAAACAGAUAUAUGAUUGCAGGCUUGUUUCCUGUAAACCACAUUGUUUCCUGUGCCAGUUUGUAAAAUUACCAUUAUGUGCCACUGGAAUGUCAUAAAUCAUUUUUGUCACUUUUAUUAAAUGUACAAUUUCCCAGA